This is a messenger RNA of Lottia gigantea (owl limpet), 792 nucleotides long. RefSeq lists its product as hypothetical. The record is from RefSeq and is a predicted model, not a curated record. Lineage: Eukaryota; Metazoa; Mollusca; Gastropoda; Lottiidae. The coding region runs from base 1 to 792 and encodes 263 amino acids. The transcript has a single exon.
AUGGGUCUUUAUGAAGCUCUCAAUGAUAUGGGUCUUUAUGAAGCUCUCAAUGACAUGGGUCUUUAUGAAACUCUUUAUGACAUGAGUCUUUAUGAAACUCUUAAUGACAUGGGUCUUUAUGAAACUCUUUAUGACAUGAGUCUUUAUGAAACUCUUAAUGACAUGGGUCUUUAUGAAACUCUUUAUGACAUGAGUGUUUAUGAAACUCUUAAUGACAUGGGUCUUUAUGAAACUCUUAAUGACAUGGGUCUUUAUGAAAUUCUUAAUGGCAUGGGUCUUUAUGAAACUCUUUAUGACAUGAAUCUCUAUGAAAUUCUUAAUGACAUGAGUCUUUAUGAAACUCUUAAUGACAUGGGUCUUUAUCAAGCUCUCAAUGACAUGGGUCUUUAUGAAGCUCUAAAUGACAUGGGUCUUUAUGAAACUCUUUAUGACAUGAAUCUUUAUGAAACUCUUAAUGGCAUGGGUCAUUAUGAAGCUCUUUAUGACACAAAUCUUUAUGAAGCUCUCAAUGGCAUGGGUGAUUAUGAAGCUCUAAAUGACAUUAGGCUUUAUGAAACUCUUAAUGACAUGAGUCUUUAUGAACCUCUCAGUGACAUGGGUCUUUAUGACAUGAAUCUUUAUGAAGCUCUUUAUGACAUGAAUCUUUAUGAAGCUCUUUAUGACAUGAAUCUUUAUGAAGCUCUCAAUGGCAUGGGUCAUUAUGAAGAUCUAAAUGAUAUGGGUCAUUAUGAAGCUCUCAAUGGCAUGGGUCUUUAUGAAACUCUUAAUGACAUGGGUCUUUUUGAUCUCUGA